AUGAUUACCUAGCUUAGUCAAAUUGAGAGAAGCUUAUCAAAAAUAACUAAUCCUUCUUAUCAUACUACGUAAGGUUCUAUGAGACAUCUUUCAAAAAGUCAAUCAUAAGUAACUAGAUCAAAAAUUUAUACAUCUUCUCAUCCUGAAUCUCAAUUUCUACAAUUAGAUAAUGACAUUCUUGAAAUCUAUGAUGAAUUUGAAAAGAAUUACAAUGCCAUUCAAGAGAUAGACAAAACUAAUACGAAGAUUGAAACUAAAUAAAAGAUCAUUGAGCAACCAAAAAUUAUAUAACAACAGAAAAAGUUAUUAAAAACCUUUGAUGGAUUAUAACAAUCAGAUCUUGAAAUCGAAUUUAUUAAUAGAGUUUAAAUAGUCAGAUUUAGAUUUUAUUACUUUAGGAUAAGAGUUAAAGGAAAAUAGUCUCCAUUGCAGAUCUUGUUAAACUUCCCUUCAAAAAUUACAAGCACUUCAUACAAGCUAUUUGUUUCGACUUCAAUAGAAUUCCCAAAUAAAUUCAAUGCUGACCAAUCGGUUCAAAGUAGAUUUGUUAAGAUCAAUUCCAAACAGAAUUCAAAAUUGUUUUUUGAUGAAUAUGUGUACUUAACAUUCUAUAGCGAAUUCGAUGCCAUCAUUGGUAUGUAGAUAACCUUUGGAGAGUAAUAUACAGCAUCGAAUGGAUAAAAGUUUGUAUAAUCAAUAAUCAAUUUUGAUAUCUUUCAUGAAAGAAAAACAGUUCAUCCAAAAGAUAAGAUACUCUAAAAUAUUGAAAUGGUUAAAACUAAGAUGUAUUCUAAAAUAGAUGAAAUGAUGAAAGCAUAACAUAAACAUACAAAAUCUUAGGAAACCAUUAAGAGAUCAAAGCUGAUCCAGAAGGAAGCAAGAUAAACAAAAUUAAUUAAAUUAUUGGUCAAAGAUUAGAUUGCUCAGUUCAGGGAAGUAGAAAAAAUUCAUUAGAAAGAAUUGCAAUUGUUAAUAUUUGUAAAAAAAAAUUGGAUAUUGAUAACAACAAUCUUUAAUCUCUGUAAAUAGAUCCAUAGAAGAUUAGAAAAAGUGAGACGCAAGUAUAAGAUUGCAGCGAGAGCUAACUUAUUGGUUUGGUAAUUACACACAAAGACUUUGAUUGAAGUAAGAAGAUAUGGAGAUAAUCCAUUCAUAAGAUCUCUUAGUAAAUCCUCUCUUGCUUUAUCUACUUUUACUUCUUACAUCUAGGAGAAAUGUGUUGCAAAAGCCGAAAAAAUAUUCAGCUAAUUCUUAGUAGAUAUCAUCCUUUACUAAACCUUUAUUAACAAACAUAUAUAAUUGAUUUCUAAAAGUAAUUAAUAUGAUCCAAACUAUUAGUAAAAUGCAUAUAAAGAAAUUAUAGAAAACUCAGAUUAGUUAGAAAAAAUUUUAAAGAUAAAUUUAUUAAGGCUUUCAAAGAAAAAAUUUAUGUAUUAUAUUAAGGAAGAGGAAGUGAUUAAAAACCUAGAAUAAAUAUUGAACAACAUAUUAUAAAUAAAUUGUUUGAAGAAUACGCAGCAAAAAUAAAACACUAAUGGAUUGAUUCUCGAAGAGCCAUUAAUGUUUUGUCUUUGUUAAAAAAAAGCUUUUCAAUCUAAAGAUAGGAUAUCAAAUUAUAUUCAUUACCUAAUGAGUAAGAGAUAAAUAACUGAGUUGAAGUUCAAUUUUGAUUUAAUAUUAUAUAGAACUGAUUAAUAUUAUCAUAAAAUGUUUGUAUCAUAAUUAUAUGUCAUCAUGAAUAAAGGAUUUUUUUUUAAAUCUUAUAAUUGCCCGAGACAAUGA
Messenger RNA from Paramecium tetraurelia, 1782 nucleotides. RefSeq lists its product as uncharacterized. Lineage: Eukaryota; Ciliophora; Oligohymenophorea; Peniculida; Parameciidae. The record is from RefSeq and is a predicted model, not a curated record. The transcript is spliced from 8 exons.